AUGUCCAGCCCAGGGGACCCGAAACAGCCCAAUGAGGGGAAGCCAGAGGGCUUCGCGAAGUACCUCCAACGAAUGAGAACGGUGCUGAGGAAAAGCUCGUCUUCGAAGUCCGAAUCAGCAUCCAACUCGCAGGAAACCAGUGGACAAGCUUCGCCGACCAAGUCCGCAUCUCCGAAAACUACUGCUCCCGCUAAGGCUACGGCUGCCCCAAAAACAACGGCUGCUCCCACAAAGCAUACUGCCGCCAAAUCCGGCCCCGAACCGACCGUAUUCAAGCAUUGGGGCGCUAUUCAGGAGGAGAAGGCUCGUUCGCUGUUCGCCAAGUAUGGGUUGACCCUGGAACCCGGGGAAUGGAGGUCGCCGACCGACACUGAGGUUCAACGUGUGGCCAAGCCGAUUCGCAUGAGAGUUCGCCGCACCUGUCACCGCUGCCAGACCACCUUCGGAAUCGACAAGCUCUGCUCCAACUGCCAGCAUAUCCGCUGCAAGAAGUGUCCCCGCUACCCGCCGCAUAAGUCGCACGACCAUCAGACCGAGUCCGCCCUCCAGACUAUCCUCUCGCAGAAGGGCAAGGAGCCGACCGGUGUGCCGCGCAAGGCGAAGGAACCGCCGCUUACACUCCCAUCUCGCACCGGCGGCCAGGACCUCGUCCGCAAAGAAGUCAAGCAGAGAGUGCGUCGCACUUGCCACCGUUGCUGUACGACCUUCGCGCCGGACGCCACAGAGUGCGAGAAUUGCAAACAUACCCGGUGCAAGAAGUGUCCCCGAGAACCGGCUAAAUUGGACAAGUAUCCCGAUGGUUAUCCUGGAGAUGUGGAUCCUCCUGCAGAACCGCCAGCACGCACGUGGAAGAAACCGCGUCUGCGCGUGCGAUACACCUGUCAUCUGUGUUCAACCAUGUACCGGUCGGGGGAAAGGACAUGCUCGAAUUGUGGGCAGGAGAAAGGCCCGGAAACCAUACGAGACCCACCCAAGAAACAAAAACCAGAGCCAGACCCGGAGGUGGUGAGACGGGUGGAAGAGCGAUUGAAGCUUACGAUCAGCGCUGGUUAG
This is a messenger RNA of Aspergillus bombycis, 1053 nucleotides long. RefSeq lists its product as uncharacterized. The transcript is spliced from 4 exons. Lineage: Eukaryota; Fungi; Ascomycota; Eurotiomycetes; Eurotiales; Aspergillaceae. The coding region runs from base 1 to 1053 and encodes 350 amino acids. The record is from RefSeq and is a predicted model, not a curated record.